AUGGCAAAUAGAGUUGGAUCAUUCUGCCUGAGCACUUUUAGUAGGCGUUUGAGCAGUGCUCCUUUGCCAGCUUAUAAUUUCAAACCGAAAAAUUAUGAGGGACCAGAUUACGACAAAAUAACUACGCUGAAAGCAGCGCACAUACCUCCAGCCGUAUAUAAUGUGUAUAAAAAUCCUGUACUUAUCCACCAAGGUCACAUGCAGUGGCUAUUUGACCACAAAGGAAGAAGAUACUUAGAUCUAUUUGGAGGCAUUGUUACAGUUUCAGUAGGGCACUGCCACCCAAAAGUGGUAACGGCAUUGAACGAACAAGCAAACAAACUUUGGCAUACGACAAACAUUUAUAGACAUCCAAAAAUUUAUGAUUAUGUUGAAAAACUAGUAUCAAAAUUUAGUGGUGAUUUGAAGGUGGUUUACUUGGUAAAUAGUGGUACUGAAGCCAAUGAAUUAGCUAUUCUGCUGGCUAAAUCAUAUACCGGUAACAAUGACAUUAUCUCACUGCAAGGCAGCUACCACGGGUACUCCAACACCAUUCAAGGGCUGACCGCAACGCAAUGUUACCGGAUGCCAAUCCCUGUUCCAAGCGGAAUACAUCAUGCUAUGUUACCAGACCCUCUUCGCGGUAUCUGGGGAGGCUGUAGGGAUUCUCUAUCUCAAGUGCCAGGAUCAUGUUCUUGUCCAGGGGACUGUAUCACUUCUGACAAAUACGUCCAUCAACUAAGUGAGCUGAUAGAUAACUCGAUUCCCAAAGGAAAAGUAGCGGGAUUUUUCGCAGAAUCGGUACAAGGAGUAAAUGGCACUGUUCAAUUUCCCAAAGGAUAUUUGAGGAAAGCUGCAGAGCUAAUACGUAAAAAUGGCGGUAUUUAUAUAGCCGACGAGGUUCAGACUGGUUUUGGUCGUAUGGGUGAUGCGUUUUGGGGCUUUGAAACUCAUGGUGUCGUACCUGAUAUUGUUACGAUGGCAAAGGGCAUAGGAAAUGGUUUUCCACUGGCAGCUGUUGUCACAAGAAAAGAAAUAGCAGAUGCACACAUGCGUGCUACUUAUUUCAACACAUUUGGUGGAAACCCUUUGGCUUCAACAGUUGGCGAAGCUGUUUUAAACGUAAUCGAAGAAGAGAAUUUACAACAGAACAGCAAGGUUACUGGACAAUAUUUCAUAGAAAAUUUAAUGGAUCUUCAAAAGCUGUAUCCGGUUAUUGGUGAUGUUCGUGGUAAAGGUUUAAUGCUGGGAAUUGAAUUGGUGGAACCCGGAACAAAAGAGGCUUUGAAUGUAGCUAGUGUCUCUGAGAUACAGGAAAAUAUGAAAGAUCUUGGAAUUUUAAUUGGGCGUGGAGGAAGAUACAACAACGUACUGAGAAUAAAACCGCCUAUGUGUAUCACAAGAGACGACUUCGAGUCGAAAGUGGUCGCAUGCGAGAAAACCAAGGAGCCAAUAAUAGAAUACGGGAAGACAUCGAAGUUCGAAGGAUAUGCGGUCACUUUAGAGAAUACUAUACUGUUUCCUGCCGGCGGCGGGCAGCCCCAUGAUAUUGGUAAACUAAAUGAUGUGGAAGUGCUACAAGUGUUGCGGAAGGGUGAAGAAGCCGUGCACUUCACAAGAGAGCCCUUGGAAGUUGGCAGUGUUGUCACGCAGCAGGUCGACUGGCACCGGCGCUUUGAUCAUAUGCAGCAGCACUCAGGUCAACACCUCUUGUCCGCCAUCUUGGAGAAAGAGUACAACCUCCCUACUACGAGCUGGUGGCUCGGCGAACUAGAAUGUCAUGUUGAGUUAGACAGUGUGACGGUAAAACAGAAUGUUGUCCGGGCGGCUGAGGAUCGCUGCAAUGAGCUCAUACGGCAGGCGAGGCCGGUGGUGGUCAAGAUUAGUAGGAAAGGUGAUGAAGCGCUUGAUGAGGCGCACACUAGAGGCCUGCCCGAUGACUGCAUCGCCACCAUCCGCGUGGUCUCCAUCGAGGGCGUCGACGACAACAUGUGUUGCGGCACGCACGUCGCCAACCUCAGCCAACUCCAGGUGAUAAAGCUGCUGGGUUGCGAGCCCGGCAAGAAGGGGAAGACCAACCUACGCUUCGUGGUGGGCAACCGGGUGCUCCAGCACUUGCAGGACAUGCUGGGGCGGGAGCAGGCGCUCACCGGGCUGCUCAAGAAUGAACCAAAGAAACAUGAAGAGUUGGUCCAGAAACUCCAAAAGAAUCUCAAAAUAGCCAACAAGAACCUGCAGAAUGUGGUCUCCGAGCUGGCUCAGUGUGAGGUGCGGAAGAUACGGACGGACAGACCGCAGUUCGUCGUCAUGUGCAAGAAGGAGGCCACUCCAGAGUUCAACAGGGCCAUCUGCAAAGGUUUAGAAGACACGGAGGUGUUCCUGUGCCUGGCGGCCGGGGACCCCGACAAGGCCAAGGAGGCCCAGAUACUUAUGCAAGGGCCGGAGCAACACUGCCACGCUCUAGGAACACAGAUAACCGAGUUGCUAAAAUGCAAGGGCGCGUUCAAAAACGGCAAGUUCCAGGGAAAAGCGGGCGAUCUGAGCGCGAUCAGUCAAUGCAACAAAUUGGUGGCAGAUUACUUUAAUAAUAUUUCCUAAUUUAAGUUAACACACGAAUUG
Messenger RNA from Cydia amplana, 2598 nucleotides. Its product is annotated as alanine--glyoxylate aminotransferase 2, mitochondrial. Gene Ontology annotation, biological process: tRNA aminoacylation; glyoxylate catabolic process. Lineage: Eukaryota; Metazoa; Arthropoda; Insecta; Lepidoptera; Tortricidae. The transcript has 18 exons. Gene Ontology annotation, molecular function: L-alanine:glyoxylate transaminase activity; aminoacyl-tRNA ligase activity; ATP binding. The record is from RefSeq and is a predicted model, not a curated record. Gene Ontology annotation, cellular component: mitochondrion. Bases 1 to 2577 code for a protein of 858 amino acids.